This is a messenger RNA of Dreissena polymorpha, 1144 nucleotides long. Its product is annotated as NFX1-type zinc finger-containing protein 1-like. Gene Ontology annotation, cellular component: nuclear RNA-directed RNA polymerase complex. Gene Ontology annotation, molecular function: helicase activity. Gene Ontology annotation, biological process: regulatory ncRNA-mediated heterochromatin formation. NCBI's taxonomy places the organism in Eukaryota, Metazoa, Mollusca, Bivalvia, Myida, Dreissenidae. The record is from RefSeq and is a predicted model, not a curated record. The transcript has a single exon. Bases 95 to 1144 code for a protein of 349 amino acids.
AGAAGUGUUCAAUUUAGUGAAAACAGGACAUGAACGUCUUACGGAAACAGAACAAGCAAAGAAAAGACCUGUAUACAAACAUGUUGAUCAUGAGAUGGCUCCACCAAAUAAUUUUAGGACAAUAAGCAUUUUCCCAAAACUUGAAGAUAUCCACCUAAAUGAGCUACCUUUUCUAAGAGCAAACAAGACGAAAGGAAAGUAUGAUUGUCUCGAUACAUAUUUAGAUAUUCAGUUCCGUUUGUUGCGCGAAGAUUAUAUGCAACCUCUACGUCAAGGUAUCUAUGAGUAUAGGGGAUGUAUACAAAACGGUAUAAGCGUUAAAAUAUUAAGGAAUAAUCGCAUAUAUCAAACUGUGCAGAUAAUGCAACCAGUUUGUCCUGCACAAGGCAUAAAUCAUGUGAUACAAUUUGAUAAUUCACAAUUUGGCGCGAUUAAUUGGGCUUCGUCGAAAAGACUUCUUUAUGGUUCACUGGUUUGUUUGUCUGUUGACAAUUUUGACACCGUUCAUUAUGCAACCAUCACCAAGAGAGAUGUAAAUGGUCUACGAGAAGGUACACUAGAAGUACAUUUGGAAAAUAUUGAGGACGGUGUGCUAGCUAACCAUGGAAAUCAGUCAUUUGUUAUGGCCGAAACAAGUGCCUACUUUGAAGCAUACAGAUACGUCCUGCAAGGCCUGCAGGAAAUUAAAGGAACAAUGCCGAUGACAAGAUACAUUAUAGACUGUGAAAUUGAAAUAAAGCCACCAUCAUACUUACUUUGUCUGGGUAGUCCACAUUACAAUUUUUCACCGCUCAUGAAAGAUACUAACAAUAUUGUUGAAUACCCCGUGUUAAACACACAUCGUUGGCCUAAAGCUUGUGAGUUAGGUCUAGACAACUCACAAUACAAUGCCCUUCAAACUGCCAUCACAAAAGAGUUCUCCAUUAUUCAGGGCCCACCUGAAACCGGUAAAACAUUUGUUGGCUUAAAAAUAACUGAGCUUCUCCUGAAAAACAGUGAAUUUUGGAAAACGAAGACAGAAGCAAGCCCUCUAUUGGUGGUAUGUUAUACAAAUCAUGCAUUAGAUCAGUUUUUGGAAGGCAUUGCCAAGGUUUGUGAUCUAAAUGGUAUUAUCAGAAUCGGCGGGAGGUGCAAAAAAUGCUAG